AAGCGAAAACAUCAUGGUCAUUCAGUUGUUCUUCGAUUUCUGAAGGUGUUGGUUUGUCAAAAUUUGUUUUUAUAAGUCGGUGCGAUUGAUAAAGUUUACUUGAAACAUCAACGAAACGAAAGUGACAUCGCAAGAUUUGCCAGCAACAUUGUGAGAUCACUGAUCGACGAAGUGCUACGAAUUUGUGCAUCAGUAAUACUAAAACUAUGCGAUUAAUAUAAUAUAUCUAGAUGUAGAUGUAUAUUAUUUAAUUCAAAAUAAAUUACAGACGAUAUACAUACAUAUGUAAUAGUGUGAUCAAUUGCAUUUACGAUAUGAUACGAAAAUAACUUAACACCAUAACUGCAUAAUAUAACAUUGUUGUGGUGCUUUACAAAGUGACAAUUGAAACGUAUUGCGCAAGGAAGGUCAUAAUUAUAAUAAGAAAAGUAAAAAAAACUUUGAAUCAAUACAAGAAGUGUCGUUAUUUUAGAAUAAAUUAAAAUGCAAGCGGUCAAGUCGAAAUUCGCGAAAAUGUUAAAUGUUUCAAUGCCGAGGAGAACAGUGUUGCAGAACGUCGCAGCGGCUGUUGCUUCUAUGGUGUUAUUGUCGUGGUUACGCCUUCGUCCCAUUAGUAUUUUCUUUUUGGCACUCUUCUUGUUUUGGAUAUACAAGACACGCUGCAACUUCCGCAUCGUUCCACCGCCCGAAUUGCAGGAAAAGUACGAACGUAUAAAACGAUUUCGAGAAGAAAACAAAGCCAUGUUUACAGGAGUUGCCAGUGUGUCCUGUGUCAUUCUGGGCAUAUCCGGAUUCGUGUUAGGAGGGUUCGCAUUGGUCUUCGCUCUUGUCAUCACAGCGAGUGCAUUUAAGUGGGAGCUGGUGCGAGAAAAUGAAGAUGAUGAAGUAAACGCGACACAAUCUGAAACAGACUACGACGAAUUUGUUCCUGAUGUGAACACUGAGAACCUCGCCUUAUUGGAGGAUGCAAGCGAUUUAGACACUUCACAAGGAGAAGAUUACAAAAAUGAUGAUGAUAUACCUCAAGAACUUUUAAUAUCCGAUUCCCUGCCAGAGUACAGUGAAAAUUCAACAGAUGACGAUGAUGAUAUGAUACCAGUCAUUAACAUUAAAGAGUUGAAUGCGGAUCCCUUAGCGCAAGCACACAAUGUGCAUUACAAAAGGUGUCACUUCAAAUCUGACUCAUCGCGGUCAACCUCUUCGUCAUCAUCUGAGGAGGAGAGUUUGUCGAAAGGUUUGAAAUUCCCCGAUUACGCAAAAGUCGACGAAGUUGAUCGAAGUAAGCGUGUAACGGACAUAGCAAAAGCUCCGGCGGGAGGGAGUGAUCUAGGGGCGGCUUUGGCGUUACAAGCAGCAACGACCCAGUCGCUACUAGAAAACAGCGGCAAACUUUUAGUUGGGCUAAUGCAGUGGAGCGGCGCAAGCAAUACCGCUAACGCCGCAGCGGCAGCCGCUGCCGCCGCCGCCACAGUAGCACAACAAGAAUUGAGCUCGUCCGAAAGCGAGUUCGAGAUUAUAGAAAAUGAAUAAGGAUGGCGCUAGAAACCGAGUUAUUUGGAUGUUAUAAGUUACUUACAUAUAAUUGAUCCAAAGAAAUUCAAAAAUACCAUUAAACAAACAAAGAUGAUAAAUAUCUAGAGUGGAGCACAUUUCAGUGCACUUAUUUCUGGGUGCACUUCUUUAAACCUUUGAAUUUGAAAAUAUGCAUAAUCGUAUUUUUGUUUCGGUUUUCGUUUAGUAGAAUGUAUUUAAAAAAAAAACUUCAUUUCAAUUGCUUGAUGUUCAUUGAAGACGCCUAGCGACGGGUCCAUCGAUAUUCAGCGCUAGUUUUUUUAUGAAACACCAAUCGACUGCUCACACAUAUGCGUAUAAUUUUAGUAGAUAGCGUUAAUUAAUUUUUUUUUUGUUUUUGUUUUUUUACAAAUAAUUCACUUUAUUAUAUAAUUUGUGCGCACGUCUGUGGUAUAGGAAAAUGUUACAUGCCGACAUCGUUUGUCGUCGGAGCGUUCGUUGAUAAUUCGUUUGUACUUACCCUGCAUCGAAGUAAUUAAAUGCAAUAGCGAUCGUUUGAAAAAAUCAUCCGUUUGACGCCAAAUUUUGCAGAUAUAUUCUACCAGCUUAAGGAAAUAGCUGAGAUACAUGUUUUGAUAUUCAAAAAUGAGGAUACGACGACGCUUAGAGCAAAUGCAUACGUACAUAUACAGACAUACAUACAAAUUCAACUACCCACCCACUUACGAACCGGUUUACUUACACACACACAAAAUUGAUCUCAGUUUUAAGACAAUACACACAAAGUCAUAGGAAAUUUACAGUAAACUUAUUGAAGUGCUCUUUAAACUCUACGAAUAUAUAUAAGAUAUAAUUCGGCUAAUGCAUUUAGCGAUUUUAUUUCACAGCAAUGAAAAAAUUUGAUUUCGAUGCAAUGAAAAAAUUUCAUUUCGAUGCAAUGAGAAAAUUCGAUUUCGGUGCAAUGAAAAUAUUUGAUUUCGAUGCAAUGAAAAAAUUUGAUUUCGAUGCAAUGAGAAAAUUUCAUUUCGAUGCAAUGAAAAAAUUUGAUUUCGAUGCAAUGAGAAAAUUUGAUUCGAUGCAAUGAAAAAAUUUGAUUUAGAUGCAAUGAAAAAAAAUUGAUUUCGAUGCAAUGAAAAAAUUUGAUUUCGAUGCAAUGAGAAAAUUUGAUUUCGAUGCAAUGAAACAAUAAAAACAUUAAAUUUCAUAAUAGGAUUGAGUGAAGUCAUCAAUUCUGCGAAUUUUCUGCAAUACUACUUUUUUGACUCGCCCAACUUUUGCUUUAAACCCAGAAAAUGUCUAAUCUUUCGUAUAAAAAAAUUUAUAUUUUAAUUAAAUUGAAUUCUAAAGCUUUAGCUGGAAAAUUUGAUUUCGAUACAAUGAAAAAAUAUAAAAACAUUAAAUUUCAUAAUAGGAUUGAGUCAAGUCAUCAAUUCUGCGAAUUUUCUGCAAUACAACUUUUUUGA
This is a messenger RNA of Anastrepha obliqua, 2975 nucleotides long. RefSeq lists its product as uncharacterized. The transcript has 4 exons. The coding region runs from base 484 to 1530 and encodes 348 amino acids. The record is from RefSeq and is a predicted model, not a curated record. NCBI's taxonomy places the organism in Eukaryota, Metazoa, Arthropoda, Insecta, Diptera, Tephritidae.